AUGGCAGGCCUAGCAGGCCUCGCAGAGUCUGGGCGAAGCCCGGGUGAGGUUCUCACUAACUCGCAGCGCAGGACCAGGAUCCUGGCCGCUAAGCAGGGCACCGACAUACCAAACAAGUGGCGUGAGGCACCGGAACAUGCCGAGGACCAGGUGACUUGGGGUUUCUGGUCUCGCCAAGUAGUCAAGUACAAAAGUACCGGUGAAGUUGUACAGGACUAUUGCGCCUGCCGCAAAACCUAG
Messenger RNA from Penicillium macrosclerotiorum, 240 nucleotides. RefSeq lists its product as uncharacterized. The transcript has a single exon. The coding region runs from base 1 to 240 and encodes 79 amino acids. The record is from RefSeq and is a predicted model, not a curated record. NCBI's taxonomy places the organism in Eukaryota, Fungi, Ascomycota, Eurotiomycetes, Eurotiales, Aspergillaceae.